AUGGACACUCCGCCGGAGCCAAAUCAUACCCCACCACCACCACCACCACCGUCAUCUCAAGAAUUUUCUGGUUACUACAACUAUACAAUCAAUCAUCCUCCAUUGCCACAACCUUCUGCUCCGAGACGUUUUGCCUCUCAAAACAAUCAAUUCGUCUUCUCGUCACCCUCUCAAACAAGUGAUGUUGAUCAAGGACACUCCAACGCAAGCUUAAUGAGUUAUCGAAACAAUUUGGCUGCCAUUAUCGCUUCGAUAGUGCGUCAGAGACGAAAUAUAAAUUCCGGCUAUGUUUCCCCGGCCGGUUCUGGUAUUUUCAAUGCCGAUCAUGUUUCUAGACCAUCUCAGCAAACCCACCAGUACCAUCAUGGUGCACGCAGAUGUCUCCCAUUUGGAACCAUGCCGGUUCACGAGGGGUCUACUUUAAAUAUUGGACAGAUUCCUAGCGGUCUGUCACACAAUAACAGCAACAUAGGAGCUUCUGCUAACUUCACAACUUUGAAUAGUAUGGUUCCAUAUUACCCUGCAACAAAUUCCUCCACGAAUCAGCCAGCAGCCAACCCUAUCCAAACCGUGUCCUCGAGCCCAGACAUGUUCACCAGCAGGACAUUAGGGAUGUGUCAGAAUUCACAAGAAAGGAAUCUUGCACGUGAAAGCAAAAUUGAUUUAGCAAGAAACUCAGUUACUAGUUCGGCUUUAGCUGUGGCUGGGGAAACUUGUUCUCUUCCAAACAAUGAUCCUUCCGAAAGUCGAGCUAUCAUCAAAGCAAGUUCUGGACCUUCUACUUCUAUCGACAGAGAUGUGCCUCUCUCUAGUCCUAUGCAAGUGACACAUAUUGAACAACAGAUUGCGACCGGAAGUAUAUCUUCUCCGGUGCACACUAACGAGGUUGAGGAGUUAAAUCAAAGGAAAAGGCAAAAGGCUUCAAACGGGCAUGUAAAAGGCAAAGGCUGCAGUUGUAGAAAGUCCAAUUGCUUGAAACUCUAUUGUGAGUGCUUUAAGGCGAAAGGUCAUUGUUCGGAUUCCUGCACAUGCAAAAGCUGCCAAAAUGAUCUUGCUCACGAGGAAAUAGUUCGCAUUAGACGAGAAAAGAUUGAAUCUCAAAAUCCACUUGCCUUUGCUCCAAAAUUCACUAACGAGAGCACUGCCACUCCAGCCAAUACUAUGGAAGACGGGACUGUGAUGACCCCAAGCUCAGCAUGGCACAGAAAAGGCUGCAAUUGCAAGAAGUCAAAGUGUGCUAAAAACUAUUGUGAAUGCUUCCAGGCUAAUUUUGGAUGUUCAUUCAAUUGCCGGUGCGACGGUUGCCAUAAUUCUUUUGGCAAGAAAGCUGGAAUGAUGAACACGAGAGCAGAAAUUUUGGACGUGCCCUCUAAUGGAAAUAUAGGGUUAAUGAGUAGAAUUGAUUGCACCAACUCUGGAGCUGGAAACACCAAUCAGUUUCCAACAAGGGAAGGUUAUCAUGACAUGAGAAAUUAUACCCCAUACUUGCAGCCUUCUUCCAUUCCAUUGCCUUCUUCAAACAUGCCAAGUUCCUUAUGGAAUUCUGCAAGACACUCUCAGCCGUCGGCUGCGUGUUUGCCUCACUGGAAUUCUUCACCUGGUGGUCUUAAUACCCCACAGAUAUUGGAGAAUGGGGCUUCCUUCAGUCACUACGGUUUAGUUCAAGAUGAGAUGGUUGGCAAUGAGAUUAAGGCCGAGGAAACUUCUCAGCCAAGCAAUGCAGUGCAAGCUAGCUCACCAAACCAGAACACUGUACAAUUGCUUGUGCGGGUAGUUCAAGACACGGUGGUUGGCAUCGAGAUUAAGCCUGAGGAAACUUCUCAGCCAAGCAAUGAAGUGCAAGCUAGCUCACCAAACCAGAAGCUUCUACUAUUGCCUCCGGGGUUAGAAGCUGAUGGGCCGAUUUCAGUUGCAAGCUUGCAGCCAGGCUUGAGACCUGACCGCGAGCUCUUGUCGUGGAAUGUCCUUUCUUCCCCUUCUCAUUUGCCAUCAUAA
Morus notabilis is the source of this 1995-nucleotide messenger RNA. RefSeq lists its product as uncharacterized. The coding region runs from base 1 to 1995 and encodes 664 amino acids. The transcript is spliced from 11 exons. Gene Ontology annotation, molecular function: DNA-binding transcription factor activity. The record is from RefSeq and is a predicted model, not a curated record. NCBI's taxonomy places the organism in Eukaryota, Viridiplantae, Streptophyta, Magnoliopsida, Rosales, Moraceae.